GGACAGCGGCUCGCACUCGACUGCGGGAGAGAUUUUGGGUGCGGGUCGAGCGUACUCGCCUCUUAUUCUCCCAAAUUACUCAUAAACAAAAGAUAAAGAAGGGUAUUUCAUAGAAAAUCUUUUUCUGGUCCUUUAAUAUUAUGCCAUUCUGAGGCAGUUUAUGAUCAAUUGUCGACGUUGGCUGGUGGCUGUGCGCUGGUUCUCUGCAGCGUGUCUCUUCUGCGUCUGGGAUCCCAAACAACAAACGUUCAACGUGACUCUUGGCGUGCACAGCUAUUGACUCUCGCGGAUAAACAGGCGUCUGUCCACGUUAACGCUUUUUUCAUAAAUUUUACUUUAAUAUGUUUCUGACAUGGCUCACAAAAAUUCUGAUUAGUUGGAUGCGAAACCGUCCUGCGUAAGUAAUAUGAAGUUUCUUAGUUCGUUACCAGCCUGGUUCAGGCAUUAAUGCGCACUAAACCUCUUUCGCCUGUUUGCCCAAAAUCAAUCAUUGACUUUUUGUGAUCUUCAACCCUCCUCUGAACGAUGAGGUUCUUCUACGGCGUUUUGUAUUGCACAUAAACCCCUCAAAGGAAGAAGAGAAAGCGCAGUUUUGCCGUCUAAAUUCGUGUUGUGAAGCCGCAUCAUAUCCUAUGCCGUUUUAAACGUCUCCACGGCACAUUUUGAGAUUGUCCAAGAGCAACGUCGACAAACGUACAAACACAAGGAUAAAGAUGAAGAAGUUCCGGAAGGUUUUGGACGGGCUGACGACUUCUUCACCUAUCAAUCCUGGUGGAUCUCCAGUGUACGGCAGUGCGGCCGGGACACCCAGUGCGGCACCGACACCGCGGGAACUGGACAUCCAGGAAACGCUGAUGUCAGAGCACUUCCAGAUCUGUAAGACGGUGCGUCAUGGAUUCCCUUGUCAGCCCACAGCUUUGGCGUUUGACCCGGUGCAGAAGAUUCUUGCCAUUGGCUCUCGUUCUGGAGGAGUACGGCUUCUGGGACGACCAGGAGUGGAUUGCCAUUGCCAGCAUGAGAGCGGGGCGGCAGUCCUUCAACUGCAGUUUCUCAUCAACGAGGGGGCGCUGGUCACAGCCUGUGCAGAUGACACGCUGCAUCUCUGGAACCUGCGACAGAGACGUCCAGCAAUCCUUCACUCUCUAAAAUUCAACAGAGAACGCAUCACGUUCUGUCAUCUUCCGUUUCAAAGUAAAUGGCUGUACGUGGGGACGGAGCGUGGAAAUACACACAUAGUGAACAUCGAAUCCUUUGUUUUGUCUGGAUAUGUCAUUAUGUGGAACAAGGCUAUAGAACUAUCAACAAAAACACAUCCAGGGCCUGUCGUUCAUUUGAGUGACAGUCCAAAAGAUGAAGGAAAGCUGCUGAUAGGUUUUGAGAGCGGUACAAUAGUAAUGUGGGACCUGAGGUCCAAAAGAACCGAAUUCAGAAUAUACUAUGAUGAGGCUAUUCACUCAGUGAGCUGGCAUCAUGAGGGGCGGCAGUUCAUGUGCAGUCAUUCUGAUGGCAGUCUGAGCAUGUGGCAUCUGAGAAACACAGCCAAACCUUUUCAAGUCACCUUUCCUCAUGGCAAAUCCCAGAGAGAUGGAAGAAAAGAGUCUUGUAAACCCAUCCUCAAAGUCGAAUACAAGACUUCCAGAAAUAGUAGUGAAGCUUUCGUCGUGUUUUCUGGGGGUUUGUCGUAUGAUAAGGCAGGACGAAGACCCACCCUCACCAUCAUGCAUGGUAAAGCCAUCACAGUGUUAGAGAUGGACUACCCAAUCGUGGACUUCAUGGUGCUCUGUGAGACGCCCUAUCUAAACGAGGUUCAGGAGCCAUAUGCAGUGGUGGUUUUGCUGGAGAAAGAUUUUGUUGUGGUGGAUCUAACACAGAGCAAUUUUCCCAUCUUUGAGAACCCUUACCCCAUGGACAUCCACGAGUCUCCAGUUACGUGCACGGCUUACUUUGCUGACUGUCCCCCUGACAUCAUACCAGUGCUUUAUUCCAUAGGAGCCAAACACAAAAAGACAGGCUACAGCCACAAGGAGUGGCCAGUCAGCGGUGGUACAUGGACUGUUGGUUCGCAGACGUAUCCAGAGAUUAUCAUCACAGGGCAUGCAGACGGAUCGAUAAAGUUUUGGGAUGCCACAGCGAUCACACUGCAGAUGUUGUAUAAGCUCAAGACGUCCAAAGUUUUCGAGAAGCCAAAAAGUGGAGAGAUGGGGCGUAGCGCCGAGCUGGUGGAGGAAGACCCUUUCGCCGUUCAGAUGAUCAGCUGGUGCCCGCAGAGCCGUAUCUUCUGUGUGGUGGGCAUCAGUGCCCACGUCAUCCUGUAUCGCUUUAGCAAGCACGACGCUAACACCACCAUCACAUCCUUGGAGGUGCGACUACAGUGCGAUACGGAGGAUGUGAUAUCUCCGUCUGAUACUGAAAACACCCCAUGUUUUUCGGACCCCAGCGGCCAUUCUCCCCAACCCCAGCCCCCCAGUCCCCGCAGCAACACACCGGACAGUGUGCGGGACAGCAUUCCCUGCCUUAAGGUUAAAGAUCGUAUGAUUCGAAUGCCUCCCGGAUACCAGGCGGAGCUUGUGGUUCAGUUGCUGUGGGUCGACGGAGAGCCACCACAACAAAUCACCAGUCUGGAUUUGAACUCCGCUUAUGGCCUGUUGGCUUUUGGUAACUGCAAUGGUUUGGCAGUUGUGGACUACCUGCAAAAAACUAUUCUUCUGUGUAUGAGCACUGUGGAACUGUACGGAUCUGCGGACCCUUUCCAAAGGCUAACACGCUCUCCUCGUAAGAACCGUCAAUCCACAUCAGACACUUGCAUGCGUGGCCUGUCUAACUUUUAUUCAGAUUCAAAGAAACGGAUCCGUACUUCUUACCAGAGCCUUACAGAGCUUUCUGAUAACCAGGUAUCUUUGGACCUGGAAAGGAGCAAGUCACCCACCUCAGCACCCUACUCCCCUUCCCUCCAUAAUGACCCACGAGGCACAGGAGAACCUGUGUCUAACCUCCGGUCCUGCCACUACAGUCCUGUCUUUUAUCUCCUGGACAAUGUAAAGGGACCAGGCAGAAAGUUAAGUCUACCCACAGAUCUUAAGACUGAUCUUGAUCAUGUGAAUGGACAUUGCACUAGCCCCACCUCCCAGCCCUGUCCGUCUGGGAAGGCCAGAGUCCCGGGGGGCCCAGAAGGUGCACGCCUCGCCCGCAGAGGGCCCGGCCGACCACCCUUCCGCAAGGCCCAGUCCGCCGCAUGCAUGGAGGUCUCUUUGCCUGUGUCCUCCCUCACCGAAGGUUAUACGUCCCGACGGGCCAUGUUGCAGCAGUUACAUGGAGUCAGUAUGUACUCUCACGAUGAGCAUCACAUCACCAGCUACUCCUGGAGCGAGAGAGAGAGCCGAGAAAACUCGUUCAGUCGUUCACGGAGCUCCAGUGUUUCCAGCAUUGACAGGGAGACUAAAGAGGCCGUGACCACCUUGCAGUUUGCAGAGUCGUAUGGGCGUAAGUCGGACACCCUGCCUACGCCCUGUCUGUGGGUGGGAACGAGUCUGGGCAUGGUGCUCAUCAUCCCGGUGUCCAUCCCUAUGGAUGAGGAGGAACGUCAGGAAGAGCCAGUUACUGUGGCUCCCACUGGAACAGUUUUAAUGCUAAAGGGCUCCGUUUUGCGGUUUGGCUUCCUUGACUGUGGGGGCGCAUUAAUCCAAAAUCCCUACGAGGUGUGGCGGGACCUUCAUGCCCCAGAGGACCCAGAUCGACCCCGCAAACGAAAGCUGGUCAACUUCUCGCCCUCCUCCUCUCAAGAGGCCUGUGGAGAUGGGCACUUAGCCGUUGUGUGUUCGGAGAGGCAGGCCAAAGUGUUCCUCAUGCCUUCCCAGGCGUGUCUAUACGUGCACAACAUCACCGAUUCGUCCUUUGUGUUGCGUGCCGAUGUGGUGUCCGUUUGCAACAGCGUUUGUCUGGCCUGCUUCUGCGCUAACGGACACAUCAUGACUCUAAGCCUUCCCAGUUUACGACCUCUGCUAGACAUCAGCUACCUGCCGCUUACAGACAUGCGCAUUGCCAGAACCUUCUGCUUUACGAACGGAGGACAGGCACUGUAUCUGUGCUCCCCUACCGAGAUACAGAGAAUCACUUACAGCCAAGAGAUGUGUGACAACCUACAGGAGAUGUUAGGGGAACUCUUUACACCCAUUGAGACCCCCGAGGCUCAGAACCGUGGCUUUCUUAAGGGCUUUUUCGGCGGCAACGCCCAAACCUUUGACCGAGAGGAGCUGUUUGGCGAGGCAUCGGCAGGUAAGGCAUCCCGCAGCUUGGCCCAGCACAUCCCGGGACAGGGUGGUAUGGAGGGCAUGAAGGCUGCAGCAGGCGGGGUGGUGGGGGAACUGGCACGAGCUCGCAUUGCCCUGGAUGAGAGAGGACAAAGAUUGGGCGAGCUGGAGGAUAGAACCGCCCAUAUGAUGACUAGUGCCGAAACCUUCUCUAAACAUGCUCACGAGCUGAUGCUGAAAUGCAAAGACAAGAAGUGGUAUCAAUUUUAGACGAUGCUGGGUAACGGUGCAUUUUGCUCUUCUGCCACAAGAGAGCGCUACUCUGGUACUUGGACUUCACAAAGAGAGCACUUCAAGGAUGGACAGAGAAUGACAUAAGGGCUGGUCAGCCUCUCUUCUGUCUGUGUACAGGAUUGUCUUACAAUGAUUGGUUUAAAAAGACUAAGGCCACAUUAUGAUACGAUGGACGUGUACCAUUUACAAGUAGGGGUUCCAUAAUCCCACGCUGUAAAUCCGACUUCAUUAAUGUACAGGGGUUGAUUUGGGUCUCCUUAAUUGGCUGGAGCUGUGUAGAUACGUCGAAAGUUACGAAAUCAACAAGGGUGCAUGAAACAAAAUGGAUGACCUAUAAAAACAUAAAACUGCCAUAUUAAAAAGCAGCAUGUUACUUUAAAACAAAGGAAAAUAAAAAACUUUUAUUUAUUAACAUAAGCCAAUAAUAGAAACUAUGACAAAAAACUUUAUAUUUUUUGAAAUAGCAAACAAAUA
Misgurnus anguillicaudatus (oriental weatherfish) is the source of this 5015-nucleotide messenger RNA. It is a transcript of the gene stxbp5l, whose product is annotated as syntaxin binding protein 5L. Gene Ontology annotation, molecular function: GTPase activator activity; syntaxin binding; myosin II binding. Gene Ontology annotation, cellular component: plasma membrane; SNARE complex; cytoplasm. NCBI's taxonomy places the organism in Eukaryota, Metazoa, Chordata, Actinopteri, Cypriniformes, Cobitidae. Gene Ontology annotation, biological process: Golgi to plasma membrane transport; exocytosis. The record is from RefSeq and is a predicted model, not a curated record.